CGAAGUAAAAGAAAUUUUAUAAAUCGGCAAAAAUCGCAUUAAAACAUACCAAUUUUUAAUCAUUAAUAAUAUGUAAACGAUAUAUAACGAAGUACUAUGGAUAAUGACUUACCGUGUAAAGAAGCAGCUCUUCUAGCUGGACAUCAAGGGCCUGUUCGUGCCGUGAGAUUCAACUCCGAUGGAAACUACUGCAUAACAUGUGGAAGUGAUAAACUCGUAAAGCUUUGGAAUCCACAUCGCGAGGGCGGAAAGUUCCUUAAGACAUACAGCGGCCAUGGUUAUGAGGUGUUGGAUGUGGUAGCUUCCGGUGAUAGUGGUAGGCUGGCUAGUUGUAGUGCUGACAGGACGGUAGUGUUAUGGGAUGUCAGCACAGGGCAAGUGAUACGAAGAUACAGAGGACAUAUUGCUAAAGUGAAUGCUGUCAAGUUCAACCAGCCUGACAGUACAGUGAUCAUGUCUGCUUCAUAUGAUGCUACAGUCAGGUGCUGGGAUACUAGAUCUCGUAGUCAAGAUCCUAUUCAAAUCAUUGAUGACGCUAAAGACAGUAUUGCAACACUUCAAGUCUCACAGCAUGAAAUACUCACAGGGUCAGUGGAUUGCAAGAUCCGUAAGUAUGACAUACGCAUGGGAUCACUGGUAGUAGACUUCCUUGGAGAGCCAGUCACUUGUGUGGCUAUUUCCCAGGAUAGCCAGUGUAUAUUGUCAUCGACUCUGGACAGUACCAUACGACUGCUGGACAAAGAAACAGGAGAACUUCUCAAUGAGUUCAAAGGACACAAGAACAAGGACUACAAAGUUGACAGCUGCUUCACAAACACAGACACCCACAUCAUUAGUGGCUCAGAAGAUGGUAAUAUUUAUUACUGGGAUCUCAUUGAAGCAAAGGUGGUACAUACCAUAGAUAAGGCACAUCGCUCAGUAUGUUACUCACUCUCCUACCAUCCUAAAGAACCAUGUAUGAUAACGGCAUCAUCUGACGGAGCUGUCAAGGUUUGGCGGCCCAAGAACUGGGAACCGGAGUAAAUGCCAAAGUGAUUCAUACUAUAGAUAAAGCACACCUUUCAGUAUUUCACUCAUUCUUCUACCAUUUGAAAGAACCAUGUAUGAUAACGGCAUCAUCUGACGGAGCUGUCAAGGUUUGGCGGCCCAAGAACUGGGAGCCUGAAUAAAUGCCAAAGUGAUUCAUACUAUAGAUAAAACACACCUUUCAGUAUUUCAUUCAUUCUCCUACCAUCCUAAAGAACCAUGUAUGAUAAUGGCAUCAUCUAACGGAGCUGUCAGGGUUUGGUGGCCCGAGAACUGUCUAUAUAUGAAAUCAGUUCAUUGGAGUGAGCAUGGACGUGUAAGCAUAUGCAAUCUUUCAAUAUCCAAGGAUCAGGGAAGAAAGUGACUCUCCCACAAAUUAGUUUACUGGAUGAUUUUUUAGAAAAACGAUAAAAGUUUGAAAAUACAAAAGAAGCUUUCACAAAAUAGGUAUAUCACAAUAUUUUGUUGCUGCAUUUAUUUUCAAAAAAAUUAUUCAAUUCUUCCAUUGAAAAACUGAAUGUAUAACAAUCUAAAAUCUAAAAAAAUUACUUAAAGUAAUUAUAAAGUGCAAAUCAUAUACCCCUGAAUAGACCCCUUCACGGUUCCCUGCGCCAUCUUGAAAGGUAGCUGGGCCUUUGUACCGAAGCGAGACGAACAGUGAGCUUGCAAUGAUAGGGACCUGUGAAUAAUUGUCCAAGGUGUUAAAAAAAGGUCUCUAUCAUUGCAAGCCUACUGUUCGUCUCGCUUCGAUGCAAAGGCCCGGCUAUCUUUCAAGAUGGCACAGGGAACUGUGAAGGGGACUAUUAGCACAAAAACUUGAUAUUAACUAAACACAUCUAUUUCUUUUGCUUUCAGUUGUUGCAUUGGUGCUAUUUUGUACUAAUUAGUUAGUACUAUUUUACAGAUAUAUGGUUGCACUCUACUGUAUUCAGUUAUAAUAAUUUCUUAAUAAUAGUUAUAGCAAUUUUUCCUGGACUUAAAGAUAUCAGCUAUAGAUUAUUAUUUUUUCAUUGAAAACAUUUAUAAGAGUACUGUAACUCUUGCAAGGAAGCAUUCAUUUCUUAAUGAACACCUUUUUUAUAAAAGUAAAGGUUUCAUCCUUUUGUUGUACAAAAUCUAAUGCAUUAUGAAAUAACUCUCCUGAGAGGUAGAAUAGAAUUAUUUUCUUUCAUUCCCAGCAUUUUCUCAUAAAUCCCAGCAUUUUACAUUAUCUUAAAUAUCAUUUUAACUCUAGAACAUUUUUCACCUUCUACUUGUUGGUGUACAAAAAUAGUUCACUACCGCACCCCCCACAGAACACCAAUUCAAUUACAACCCACCCUACCUUAAAAGCAUGAAUGCUUUCCCGCAAGGCUCUUACUCCUAUUUAAUAAAGAAUUCAACUAAAAUUCAACUAAAAAAAUAUAAA
Messenger RNA from Actinia tenebrosa (Australian red waratah sea anemone), 2434 nucleotides. RefSeq names its product WD repeat domain-containing protein 83. Gene Ontology annotation, biological process: mRNA splicing, via spliceosome. Gene Ontology annotation, cellular component: catalytic step 2 spliceosome. The record is from RefSeq and is a predicted model, not a curated record. NCBI's taxonomy places the organism in Eukaryota, Metazoa, Cnidaria, Anthozoa, Actiniaria, Actiniidae. Gene Ontology annotation, molecular function: protein binding.